Camelus dromedarius (Arabian camel) is the source of this 1301-nucleotide messenger RNA. RefSeq names its product deleted in malignant brain tumors 1 protein-like. The transcript has 6 exons. Gene Ontology annotation, molecular function: serine-type endopeptidase activity. Bases 1 to 1236 code for a protein of 411 amino acids. Gene Ontology annotation, cellular component: plasma membrane. Gene Ontology annotation, biological process: zymogen activation. The record is from RefSeq and is a predicted model, not a curated record. NCBI's taxonomy places the organism in Eukaryota, Metazoa, Chordata, Mammalia, Artiodactyla, Camelidae.
AUGGUGUAUGUUAUUACAUCCCCCGGACUGACUGACUUUAACCCGCCCCUGCGCCUGGCAGGCGGGCGCAGCCGCUGCGAGGGCAGGGUUGAGGUCCGGCACCAGGGCGUGUGGGGCACGGUGUGCGACGAUCGCUGGAACAUCAAGGACGCCCGCGUCGUGUGCCGCGUCCUGGGCUGCGGGCGCGCGCUGGGCGCCCCGGGGCGCGGCAGCUUCGGCGCGGGCUCCGGGCCCAUCCUGCUGGACAACGUGCGCUGUGCGGGCACCGAGGAUGCGCUGGAGCGCUGCGCCCACGCGGGCUGGGCUCGGCACAACUGCCAUCACGGGGAGGAUGCGGGCGUGGUCUGCGCAGGUCCAGCUGACUCUGUUGUACCCAAGGACAAUGCCCAGCUCUCCUGCCUGCCUCACCUCUUCCAAGUCGUCAUUGACCGAGGCUACCUCCGGAGGCUGGGCUACUCCUCCUGGGACAUCCAUUUAAAUGAUGAGCUGUGUCGCCCCCAACUCACAGGGCGCUACCUGAUCUUCAACAUUCCCUAUGGCCACUGUGGCACCAUCCGACAGGAAAGCCUCGGCUCCCUCAGCUACUCCAACUCCGUCAGAGGCCGGACACGGGGCCAUCCCGGCCGAGUCACUGUGCGGCACAAGGUGCCUCAGCUCAAGUUCACCUGCAGGGUGGACGGCCAGUCAGCAGUUGAAAUCAUCCCUGGGGCUGACAUCCCAAGGGAGGGUGCCAGCUAUGAUGUGUCCAUAUCAUUCCUCGAGUUGCCCAUGUCCCAGCAUACUGGGAGCAGGGGGCCCUACUACGCCAGCCAGAAGAAAGAGGUCUUCCUCCAGGCCACACUCCACAGUGCCAAUCCCAGCCUGAGGCUCUUUGUGGAUACCUGUGUGGCUUCUCCAGACCCUGGUGAUUUUACAACUGUCAAAUAUGAUUUGAUCCGGCAAGGGUGCAUCAAAGACAAUACUUAUGUCAACCUCCGUUCCCACCAGAAGAACGUAGCCCAGUUCAAGUUCAACGUGUUCAGCUUUCUCACCAGCUACGAUGUGAUCUAUCUGCAGUGUAAGGUCGCUGUGUGCAAAGUGGGGGACCGCUCCUCCCACUGCUCCCAGGGCUGUGCAGAGUGGGGUAAGAGGGGCACAGGCCCCCUGGAGGCCACAGAAGAGCAGACUGAGCAUUUCCAAACGGUGGGGCCACUGGAAAUCCACAAAAGAACUGAUCAAAGAAGGACCCUUGUGUGAUUUCUCCAAGUUUCACAUGAAUCUGUUAGGAAUUAGAAGCAAAGUCUUUUUCUCUUCAGCAAAGU